GGAAGAGGCGGAGCGCGGGACGGCGGCGGGAAAAAAGCGCGCGGAAGGGGUGCUGCCAUCCACUGCACCACUUCGCCUGCCUCCGUCCCGCCGCGCCACUUCGUCUUCCUCAGUCCCGCCGCGCCAUGCCCGUCGCCGGCUCAGAGCUGCCGCGCCCGCCCUUGCAGCCCGCCUCACAGGAGCGGGACGCCGAGCCACGGCCGCCGCACGGGGAGCUGCAGUACCUGGGGCAGAUCGAGCACAUCCUCCGCUGCGGCGUCAGGAAGGACGACCGCACGGGCACCGGCACCCUGUCGGUAUUCGGCAUGCAGGCGCGCUACAGCCUGAGAGAUGAAUUUCCUCUGCUGACAACCAAACGUGUGUUCUGGAAGGGUGUUUUGGAGGAGUUGCUGUGGUUUAUCAAGGGAUCCACAAAUGCUAAAGAGCUGUCUUCCAAGGGAGUGAAAAUCUGGGAUGCCAAUGGAUCCCGAGACUUUUUGGACAGCCUGGGGUUCUCCGCCAGAGAAGAAGGGGACUUGGGUCCAGUUUAUGGCUUCCAGUGGAGGCAUUUUGGGGCAGAAUACAGAGAUAUGGAAUCAGAUUAUUCAGGACAGGGAGUUGACCAACUGCAAAGAGUGAUUGACACCAUCAAAACCAACCCUGACGACAGAAGAAUCAUCAUGUGCGCUUGGAAUCCAAGAGAUCUUCCUCUGAUGGCACUGCCUCCAUGCCAUGCCCUCUGCCAGUUCUAUGUGGUGAACAGUGAGCUGUCCUGCCAGCUGUACCAGAGAUCGGGAGACAUGGGCCUAGGUGUGCCUUUCAACAUCGCCAGCUACGCCCUGCUCACGUACAUGAUUGCGCACAUCACGGGCCUGAAGCCAGGUGACUUUGUACACACUUUGGGAGAUGCACAUAUUUACCUGAAUCACAUCGAGCCACUGAAAAUUCAGCUUCAGCGAGAACCCAGACCUUUCCCAAAGCUCAAGAUUCUUCGAAAAGUUGAGAAAAUUGAUGACUUCAAAGCUGAAGACUUUCAGAUUGAAGGGUACAAUCCGCAUCCAACUAUUAAAAUGGAAAUGGCUGUUUAGGGUGCCUUUAAAGGAGCUUAAAGGAUAUUGUCAGUCUUUAGGGGUUGGGCUGGAUGCAGAGGUAAAAGUUCUUUUUGCUCUAAAAGAAAAAGGAACUAGGUCAAAAAUCUGUCCGUGGCCUAUCAGUUAUUAAUUUUUAAGGAUGUUGCCACUCGCAAAUAUAACUGUGCCAGUUCUUUCCAUAGUAAAAGGCUUUGAGUUAACUCACUUUGAGGGUAUCUGAAAACGCUGAGAUUAUGAACAAAGGAGAAUGAAAUGUAUGUGCUCUUAGCAAAAACACGUGCGUGCAUUGCAAUCCCACGUCCUUAUAAAGAAGGUUGGUGAAUGUUAAGAAUUUCACAAGCUUCCCUCAAAUCUGAGGGAGCUGAGUAGCACCAUCAGUCAUGAUGUAGAGUGUGGUUAUGAACAUUUCAAGUUACAGUCGUUUUAUAUGUUGCGAUAAUAAAGAAGUGUUCUGCAUUUGUC
Messenger RNA from Rhinopithecus roxellana (golden snub-nosed monkey), 1532 nucleotides. It is a transcript of the gene TYMS, whose product is annotated as thymidylate synthetase. The transcript is spliced from 7 exons. Gene Ontology annotation, biological process: dTMP biosynthetic process. Lineage: Eukaryota; Metazoa; Chordata; Mammalia; Primates; Cercopithecidae. Gene Ontology annotation, cellular component: mitochondrion; cytosol. The record is from RefSeq and is a predicted model, not a curated record. The coding region runs from base 126 to 1067 and encodes 313 amino acids. Gene Ontology annotation, molecular function: thymidylate synthase activity.